This is a messenger RNA of Paraglomus occultum, 984 nucleotides long. Lineage: Eukaryota; Fungi; Glomeromycota; Glomeromycetes; Paraglomerales; Paraglomeraceae. The record is from the annotation of a GenBank genome assembly.
AUGGGAGCGCAUCAGUCAAGGAGCAGACAUCAUAUUCGAAAAGAAAAACGACUGCCAGUUAACUCGGUGUCUACGGACUCGUAUGCAAGUAGAGAUGCCAACAUCAACCCAAUGUAUAAAGUCAUAGACGGUAGACGGUAUUUAGUGAGCCACAAUGUAAUCUAUCGUCUUCCUAUCGACGAUACUGAAGUGGACAGAUUGCAUCUUCAACAUUAUACCUAUCGAUACUAUUAUGGAAGUAAUUACUCGGCACCGGUCGAGGAACUGCUAAAAAAUGGACGAGCGAGAGUAUUAGAUGUGGGUUGCGGCGCGGCAACAUGGUUACUGGAAAUGGCAACAGAAUACCCGACAAGCUUUUUCACCGGUAUCGACAUCUCACCAAUGUUUCCUACUGAAAUCAAACCAAAGAACGUUCAUUUCAUACAACGCAAUGUGAUCGACGGACUUCCCUUUCCCGAUGAAACGUUCGACUUUGUGUUUAUGAGAAUGAUGUAUCUGUCCUUUACGGCAGACCAAUGGGAAAAUGUUAUAGUGAGAGAGCUUUCGAGAGUGCUAAAACCGGGUGGAUGGCUCGAGUUGAUGGAAUGUGAUCAGACGCUAACUGAUAUGGGACCACUGACGGCGGAUUAUGCAGACAAAGCCAGCGGGAUAUUAGAAGACUGGGGUAUUCCUAUGAAUUUGACAGAAAUGAUACCAGAUUAUAUGGAUUCGGUUGGUUGCUUUGAGGAGCUGGCAUCUGAAACUCGACAGAUACCAAUUGGGACCUGGGAAGGAAAUUUAUCGCAAAUGUAUCUUGAUAAUGUGGCUGCGGCUUAUCAAACAUUGCGCACAGCUGUUGGUAGUAAAUACAAUAUUAGUGCAGAAAAAUGGGACGAGAUAACGCAAGAAGUCAAGCGCGAGAUAAACGAGAGACGUUGCUCGGUUCAAUCGACGAGAUUUUAUGCACAGAAGAAAGAUACCGGGAAACUAAUGUCACUAGAAUGA